Molecule: messenger RNA, 1871 nt
Organism: Linum tenue
Lineage: Eukaryota; Viridiplantae; Streptophyta; Magnoliopsida; Malpighiales; Linaceae
Source: the annotation of a GenBank genome assembly
GAGGCAAGCAUUGAAGCCAAAGCAAAACACUAUUGUGUUCAGGAGGUUGGUCCUUCCUCAUAUAAAGGCCACUAUUACCAUUUUACUUUACCAAACCCCUUUCCCAAUCUCUUUUUCUCUACCAGCCGACUUCUUCAUCUUCCCAUACCUGUUCACUCUCACGUACACUGCUACCACCUUCUUAAAACUAUAGCUUCCAAGAAAUCAAAGCCCAAACACCUAGUUCCUUUGCCUCAUUCCUCCCAGGAAGGAGCUACCACCUGUUCUAGAUCAAAAGUACACAACACCAACAUUAAAAUUAAAUACUUUGAGUUACUAAACAAUAAACAUGACACUUUUUAAUAAACUCAGUGAUAAAACUUUCAAUUUAUCUAACAAAUUUAUAUGUCAAACCGUGUGAUCAAAAUUUGUUUUUGUUAAGCCACCCAAGAGUCGGUCACAAACUAGUUUUUUUAUAGACUAGAAAGGAAUAGUCGACUCGCCUGUCAGAAUUUGACCCGGCUUUAUCUUCCUCCCUGUACUUGUUCCGAUAAAAAACAGAAACAGAUUAACGAAUGCUAAUCGACUUCGAAAAAAGUCCGAUUAUCUCUUUAUAUAUCGAUUUCGAUUCGACCAAAAGGGAGCCUCUCUCUUCCGAUCAGCUCGAAAUUGCUCUCCCGCGUUAUCUCAAGUCUCAACGUCGAUCGCUACUCAAAUUUUCUGCGAGCAGAAGCUCGAGGUGGGCAAACUGGAACGAACCCAAUUUAGCCGGAGGACGAAUUCUGUUAAUGGAUGGCAAUAAUCAGAUGGCUCCUGCGCUUGGGGGAGAAGCUCCUGUGGAUGGGGGUGACUGGAGAGCUACACUGCAGGCGGCGUCACGGCAAAGAAUCGUGAACAAAAUAAUGGAGAAAAUUAUGAGGCAUAUACCUUAUUCUGGCCAUGAGGCUGAGGGGCUACAAGAACUGAAGCAAAUCGCUAUACGGUUGGAGGAAAAGAAUUAUACUGCUGCAACUAGUCAGUCUGAUUAUUUGCGCAAGAUAUCUAUCAAGAUGCUCACAAUGGAGAACAAAUCACAGAAUUCUAAACCCAAUUCGUUGCUGCCUAGCUCAGCAGGCACUGUCAAUAAGCUCCCUAAUCCAGGAGCUGGGACGAUGAUGUGUGUACAUUGUAAAAGGAAAAUGCCAGAAGUGGACAGCGAGCCGUUCCUGGAAUUAGGAACCAGUAACAAUAAGGCAAAGAAUGUCCAGGAAGCCAUAUGCCCAGUCCCAACACAAAAAGAAUCCAUCUUCAGUUGCCCUAUAUGCAUGAAUGAUCUGGUCGAGCCAACAUCCACAAAAUGUGGCCAUAUCUUUUGUAAAGAGUGCUUAAGAAAAUCACUAGCAUCCUUCGACAACAAGUGCCCUACCUGCACGCAGAAGGUUGGUAAACGUGGCUUCUUCAGAGUCUACCUUCCCACCACAAACUGAAUGAAAGGGUGAAUGCUUGGAAGCUAGCUCUUAGGAUAGUAGUAUACAGGCUGCUUUCUUCAAUCUGCAAAACCAGCUAUUAAGCUGCAACUGCAAUUUGGUUCACGAAGUUGAAUAAUCAAAGGUGGUUCACAAUUCUUGACGACUCCUACCGAGUAAAUCAUGAGCUCUGUUGGGUAUCUGACAGCAGCUCUUUCUUUGUAAGUUGUCAAUGAUACAGAUAGACUCGUAUUGACGAUUCAGGAUUUACUGCAAUUAUACAAUUACCAUUUUUCUUUCCUGCAGCUGUUUUUAUCCCCAUCAAGGUUACGUAUACUGUAAAUAUUCUCUAUUUGCAUCAAAGGAUGAUCAAAAGCUUUAGUGGUGGAAGUGUUGCAAGUGCAUAAUUUCGAAUGCCACAUUCUCUGUAACUAGUCAGUUUUAAUA